Trichoderma gamsii is the source of this 303-nucleotide messenger RNA. RefSeq lists its product as hypothetical. Bases 1 to 303 code for a protein of 100 amino acids. Lineage: Eukaryota; Fungi; Ascomycota; Sordariomycetes; Hypocreales; Hypocreaceae. The record is from RefSeq and is a predicted model, not a curated record. The transcript has 2 exons.
AUGAGCAAAAUGGCACGAAGCUUCUCAACAGCUGCCAGAGUGCACCCAUCCAUCUUGCCACAUCUCCGACCACCACCGCGCCGAGCUCCGAUCCGCCGAUGGCUCAAAACCGCCGCCGCCAUCACCGUCGUCGGCUACGCCUCCAAAACCUACCUCGACAUCACACGCGACCAGCGCCGCUCCAGCGCCAUCGCCAACGAACAGGCCUCUGCUGACAGGCAGCGCAUGAUGGAGAAUUUGUAUGGCGGGCGCGAGACGCUGGAGGAUUUGGAGAAGGGCGUUGCAGAGUAUGAAAGGAGGUAA